Molecule: messenger RNA, 1752 nt
Organism: Exaiptasia diaphana
Lineage: Eukaryota; Metazoa; Cnidaria; Anthozoa; Actiniaria; Aiptasiidae
Exons: 2
Coding region: 83-490 (135 amino acids)
Cellular component (GO): nucleus
Source: RefSeq, a predicted model, not a curated record
ACAACACAUUUUCUUGAUAGCCUUCAAACGGUUUUCGCUGGUUUGGCUUUAUAGAACGAAGUUGGACUUUUUACUCGCGAAAAUGUCCUGUGAAUAUCGAGUAGGAAUAAAUGAAAAUGAGAAGAAUACAAGUCGAGUGUUGGCCCCACCUGGUGGCAAGGACUCAAUCAGUUUCACUGCAUCCCAGUCAACUUCACAACAGAAAAUGAAUCCUUGUCAAGCAGCAAGAAACUCAUCUAACGUGUUUGAAGGAAAUGAUUUUGGGUUUCAAAGCAAAGGCAAUGUAAAGUCUUGCCAAGAGGCUAGGCAAAAGUCUUCUGUAUUCACCGCUCCUCUCGAAACACUUCCUGUGAAUCAACGAAAGGGUCAAAAUGGAAACAAGUCCCAUGGUAACAUCUUGGCAACUGAAAGUAAUGCACAAGAGAAACUUCACACUUCUGUUCAAGUGAAGGCUCCUCCAGGCGGUGUCUCACACAUUUCAUUUGGAUAGAUCGAAAACACYGAACAUUAAUUCUCUUAAUCUGAAGUAUCAAUGCUAGUAUGAACUGUCUUUAGCCUGUUGGGGGUUUAGCUUAUAGUAUCCAGUACUCUGCAGUAAAAGUUGUGAUGGCUUUAAUGAACUUAUCAAUAAGUGAAACAAAGGGUUGUAUAUAAGACUUAAUAUCAAUACCAUGAUAACUUCCAUAGACUGGCCUCAGGUAAGGCCUUAUACGAGAGCAAUUGCAUAUAGUGUAGGAAAAUGUUAAGACAAAGCAAAUAUUAUCAGUGAAUGAUUCACAUUUUACAAGAAAGAAAGUUUUGUAGUUGCACUUCAAACAACCUUACCUAUGGCAAAUAUUGUACAUUUGCAUCAUAUUGUUGUACGUGUACAUUAAUUUAUUCAAGUGCAAAACUUUUAAAGGGACUGUGGYCCUUCCAUAAUUUACAAUAAUGAAUUCACAGCAAUAUCGUACUACUUGUGUAUCUUAUAAAUCAAAGUCUAUCAAAAUCAAAUAGUCAAUGCAUAAUUAUUAUACACAGAAGAAAACUAAACAAAUAGAAACUAUUACAAUGCUAAUUCUAUAUCAUUGAAAAAAGCAAUAUUAUUAACUCAAAGAUAGAAUUCAAUAUUGUUUUGCAUGCAAUAUUAUAACAGUGCUUAAUGUUUAUGAAUUAAGUGUUUCCAGUGUCUUGAUAUACCUUUCAAUGUUUAGUUACUCCAUUGUGAUGAUAAGAUUUGUGCACACUAGAUAAGUACGUUUUUAGCAGUCUUAUUCAGAACCCUUGUCACUUUUCAGUGUAUCUUCCAAUUACACUGUAUCUUACACUUUGCUUUAGGGUUGAUGAAAUACUUUCCUAUUUUAAAUCAACAUUAUUUUUUUAAUAUACUAAGUUACAUUGCAUCAURCUGGGUCAACAGCACUGUUGUCAGAUGUGUGUUUUUAAAAAAAGUCCAAAAUUGGAACUUCAGACUAUGUAUUCGUAACUAACCSAUUAGCAUCAAAGGAUAAUUGUCUCUAAAGAAGUAAGCAGAGAAGAUUGAUAUAAAGAAGGAUGGCUGCUUGUUAAAAUAACUCUCUUUUCAGAUUCCUUCCAUCCUCUUCUCUGCUUACUUUGCUUGUGAGGAUUAGCCCUCAAACUAUACAACUGACCCCUACAACUUAUUUAAACUAAAAUUUCAAUGUACAAGAAUAUAGUGUAGUGUGGAAUUGUUUAUGUAUCAUGAUUCAUCAAACUUGUAUAUAGUCACAAAUAAACGAUGUAGUGAGGUGA